CUUCCUGCCUCCACUUCCUCUUCCUCUAGGCAGCCUGGGAGAGUGAGUGAGGAAGCAAGAAAUUGGUAACAAUGGAUCUAAGUGACAACCAGAUUCAGAUCCUCGACAGGGCUUUCAAGUUGUGCCCCUACCCCAGUGAGACCCAGCACGCUGAUCUCGGCCGCGAACUUGGCGUGCAGCCGCAUCAGAUUGAAUUCUGGUUCAAGAACCGCCGUGCCCAGAUGAGCAGGUGUUUGGGGUUGACGGCAUGGCAGGCUAGGGACGAGCAGGUUGACAACCACUUAUCCGACUCGGAGAACGACAAGAUCGACUCGGAAAACGACAAGAUCCACUAAGACAACUUCGCCAUGUGGGUUUGUGGAUUGAGGGCUGAUCCAUUGAUGUAAACUUAGUGAACGCCCUAGGUUUUUUUCUCUUCAAUCUGUUUGUUCCAAAUAACGUGCCAUAGACCUGCCUGCGAGCAGUCCAUGUGUCAGGUUGGGGUCGCUCCCGUUUCUACCGCGUCGUGAACCGAGUCAUGGGAUGGCAUGGCACAUCGGAUCACACGCGAUAAUAGUGGAGUUGUAGAUCAUGCACGCACGACCUGAUUCGUGG
Triticum aestivum (bread wheat) is the source of this 594-nucleotide messenger RNA. Its product is annotated as homeobox-leucine zipper protein ROC8-like. The transcript has 3 exons. Bases 72 to 335 code for a protein of 87 amino acids. Gene Ontology annotation, molecular function: DNA binding. The record is from RefSeq and is a predicted model, not a curated record. NCBI's taxonomy places the organism in Eukaryota, Viridiplantae, Streptophyta, Magnoliopsida, Poales, Poaceae.